AUGGCAGACGGCUUUGAGUUUAUCUUGCAUGAGCCCAAUAAGCGGCUUUCGCGGGAAACCCACCGCAAGAUCAGGAGGCAUGCUAUGAGAGCCGCUGGGGCAUCGCGUCGCAUAUCGAAUAACGGCCAAUCCAAAUCGCUUUCGAAACUCCACGAGCUGGACCGGAAGAACGCGGUACUUAGCCCACCACCUCCUAUGCCUUUAUCAGGCCUAGAGCUUCUCGUCAAAGAUAUCGGUCUGGAUCCUGUCAACUUUUCUUCACUUACAUCUGUGCACAUUGGGCCAGUUGCUUCGACUCUGCUGCAUCUGGAUUCAGGUCAGCUACCUGGAAUUCUGGUAGAUAGGCAGUGGUCAUAUUUCUCUUUUAUACCGUCACGCUACGGGCACGUUGAGGCUCUAGACGACGCAUUCCGGUGUCUUAUAAAUGCAGCGCAUUCGCUUCUUGUUCCUAACGAUGGAGGAGGUGACGAGAUCAUCCUUCAUGGUUAUGGAAAAGCUCUUCAAAGUCUGCAGCAGGCGAUUUACCAGCCCAGUAAUCGAUACGCUGCCGAGAUUCUAUGUGCUAUGGCGAUAUUAUCUAUCAUUGAGAUCUUGAACUCGUCAAAAGGACAAUUGUGGUUCCAUCAUAUUGCGGGAGCUGCCCUGCUUAUCAAAUUUCGAGGUCCGGAGCAAUUUACAUCCGAUUUUGACAUUGCUUUAUUACUAUCAUUAAGCUUUCCCAUUUGUGCGGAGGCUCUCCUCAACAACCAAAAAUGUUUCCUUGACGAUCCCAUAUGGGCCCAAGCUAUCCGAAAUGCCACCUGUGAACGACAAACCUUUACGGAUCGUUCUCCGCUUGGCAUCAGGCUACUAAUACUCCUAACCAGACUCCCUGGCCUUGUUAAGAGAACAUGUCACCUGGUCACCAUCCAGAACACUCUACAAGCGGACAAGUUUGACUCUGUGGCUGCAGAAUUGCGAGAAUUGCGAUCACACAUUGCUGUCUGGCGUCGAGAAUUCAACAUGGCGCUAAUACAUGCCAACGAUAAAGCUAUUCCUGAUAAACGCUACGAGUUCCUUGGUACUUGUCUAAUCAUUCAAAUCUUUACGAGCCGACUAUUGGGCUCUAUCUUACCUAAUGAACGAGGCCUGCUUGAAGAAGAAGCUCAAUGCUUUUCCAUUGAGCUUAAACAACUUCAAGCAUCAGUGGAGCAUCACACGCGCGAAGAGUUUCUCUUGACACAAAAAGCAAAAAUAGCUACUGCAACUAUUAACACUCGUGAUGAUUUUGCUGCUGCAGUGGGAAAUGGACGUAUCGUAGAAGCGUGGAGAUUAAGGAAAUUUUGCAGCUAUAUUGGUAGGAAAUUUUGUGAUGGAAUCACAUGCUGCACACCGGAUGGAUGA
Trichoderma gamsii is the source of this 1383-nucleotide messenger RNA. RefSeq lists its product as hypothetical. NCBI's taxonomy places the organism in Eukaryota, Fungi, Ascomycota, Sordariomycetes, Hypocreales, Hypocreaceae. The transcript is spliced from 4 exons. The record is from RefSeq and is a predicted model, not a curated record. Bases 1 to 1383 code for a protein of 460 amino acids.